Spirometra erinaceieuropaei is the source of this 930-nucleotide messenger RNA. Lineage: Eukaryota; Metazoa; Platyhelminthes; Cestoda; Diphyllobothriidea; Diphyllobothriidae. The record is from the annotation of a GenBank genome assembly.
AUGCUAAAAACUGAUGAUGGCGUUGAACUUUACAAGGACGACGAAAAGGCUGAACAUCUGUCCAGGUUCUUUCAGUCGGUCCUUACGAGAGAAGUCGCUGUACCCACUGAUCACUGUAAUGUGGACAAUGUCCCGACAAUUGACUCAGUGGUUCUCACAAAACAUAUUGUUCAACAGGAAUUACUGAAGCUAAAAGAAGGGACUUCACCCGGUCCUGACGAAAUACCGGCAAAGUUGUUGAAGGAACUAGCCACAGAAUUGGCAGAACCUCUGAGCGUCCUCUUCCAAGCCUCUCUUGAUGCAGGCAGACUGCCUCCUGAGUGGAAGACUGCGUGGAUUUCACCGAUUCAUAAAAAUGGCAGUCGCGCUUCCGCAAACAACUACCGACCAGUAAGCCUCACCUCCAUAUGCUGCAAAGUUAUGGAGCGAAUAAUCAAACGCGAACUGAUGCGGUUUUUAGAGCAAAAUCACCUUCUGUGCGAUGCACAGCACGGUUUCCGCAGAGGGAGGUCCUGCUUAACCAAUCUACUCUACUGUCUUGAACAGUGGACCCGAGCGAUUGAUGAAGGAAACGUUGUGCAUGUGGCCUACAUAGACUUCAAGAAGGCAUUUGACAGCGUGCCACACCAACGUCUCCUACACAAGCUCAGCCGCAUAGGGGUAAGAGGCAAGCUUUUGAAGUGGAUUGAAAACUUUUUGGUCGGUCGGUCCCAGACUGUUCGUCUUGGUGGCCAGCACUCGGCAGAGGUGACGGUUACGAGCGGAGUACCUCAGGGCUCCGUUCUUGGCCCUAUCCUCUUCCUCAUCUAUAUUGAUGACUGUAUCCAUGGAUUGGACUGCAAGAUUGCCAUGUUUGCUGACGAUAUAAAGCUUUGGACCGUCAUCCGCAACGAGGACGAUGAAGCAAAUUUACAGGCAAACUUAGACUGA